Messenger RNA from Chondrus crispus (carragheen), 906 nucleotides. RefSeq lists its product as hypothetical. The coding region runs from base 1 to 906 and encodes 301 amino acids. The record is from RefSeq and is a predicted model, not a curated record. NCBI's taxonomy places the organism in Eukaryota, Rhodophyta, Florideophyceae, Gigartinales, Gigartinaceae. The transcript has 2 exons.
AUGCCGUUUGGACUCAAAGGGGCACCGGCCACCUUCCAACGUGCGCUCGACAUAAUACUCUCCGGAGUCCGCUGGCAAAUAUGCCUCGUCUAUCUCGACGACGUUAUCUUGAGCGUGGCAGAUACGGCGGCCGACGCUCUCAAGACGUUCACGUUCCCGAGGACGUUCACGCAAGUGCGCUCGUUCCUCGGGGCGUGUAACGUAUACCGCCGAUUCGUUGACGGGUUCGCUAAGAUUGCGCGUCCUCUGACCGACAUGACGCGCAAGGAUUCGGAUCCUGAUUUGUAUAACCCCACGGACCUGCAGCUUCAGGCGUUCGAGAACCUUAAGAAGUGCAUGAUCGCUCCGCCGAUCCUCGCGUUGCCCCGGCACGGUCGUCCGCACAUGAUAGACACCGACGCGAGUGCCUACCAACUCGGCUGCACCUUACUUCAGGAGCACGAAGAGCCGAACGACUGGCGCCCCGUGGGGUAUUGGUCGUACUCACUGUCCGAUAGUGAGCGCAACUACAGCGCUACCGAAAGCGAGUGCUUCGCCGUAGUUUGGGCCGUCCGCACACUACGGCCGUACGUAGAAGGCACGAAGUUGACAGUACGGACGGACCAUGACGCCCUCCGAUGGCUCAUGUCCCUCACCGACAGUUCCGGACGACUCAACCGGUGGCGGCUACGUCUGGCUGAAUACGAUUCACCAUUCAGUACCGCCCCGGACCCGUGCAUCAGGUGCCCGAUGCCCUGUCACGACUUGUGUCGCAGAAGGUCGCCGAUGACCCUCGCCCCACCGUCGAGGUGGAUGACGACAUCCCCACUUUCGAAGGGGGCACGACAGUUCGAGACGUAUCGAACGAGCUCGCGGACCACGCUUGUACCGCGAGCUGCGAUCAUCAGGCCGUCCAUGUCUUUGUAA